AUGGGUAUCGAUCUCGAUCGCCACCACGUCAAGAACAGCCAUCGCACGGCUCCCAAGAGCGACAAUGUCUAUCUCAAGCUCUUGGUGAAGCUCUACCGCUUCCUUGCCCGUCGCACUGACUCCAACUUCAACAAAGUCGUUCUCAAGCGCCUUUUUCAAUCACGUAUCAACCGCCCUCCCGUCUCUAUUUCUCGCAUCAUCUCCAAAACCCAGACCGAGUCCGCCCAAAAAGCCUACAAGGACAAGACAAUUGCCGUCAUCGGAACCGUUACAGAUGACAACCGCCUCCUCACAGUACCUGAAUUGCACAUUGCUGCUCUACGGUUCACCGCUACCGCCCGUGCCAGGAUCGAGAAGGCUGGUGGUGAGGCUUUGACUUUGGACCAAUUAGCUCUGAGACACCCGACUGGAAGCAACGUUGUUCUAUUGAGAGGACCCAGAAACGCUCGUGAGGCUGUCAAGCACUUCGGCUUCGGACCUCACAAGCACAAGAAGCCCUAUGUGGAGAGCAAGGGGCGCAAGUUCGAGAAAGGCAGAGGUCGAAGACGAAGCAAGGGUUUCAAGGUGUAA
Molecule: messenger RNA, 570 nt
Organism: Exophiala aquamarina CBS 119918
Lineage: Eukaryota; Fungi; Ascomycota; Eurotiomycetes; Chaetothyriales; Herpotrichiellaceae
Product: large subunit ribosomal protein L18e
Exons: 3
Coding region: 1-570 (189 amino acids)
Biological process (GO): translation
Cellular component (GO): cytosolic large ribosomal subunit; ribosome
Molecular function (GO): RNA binding; structural constituent of ribosome
Source: RefSeq, a predicted model, not a curated record